Messenger RNA from Camelina sativa (false flax), 1485 nucleotides. RefSeq names its product fructose-bisphosphate aldolase 2, chloroplastic. The record is from RefSeq and is a predicted model, not a curated record. Lineage: Eukaryota; Viridiplantae; Streptophyta; Magnoliopsida; Brassicales; Brassicaceae. Gene Ontology annotation, biological process: glycolytic process. Gene Ontology annotation, molecular function: fructose-bisphosphate aldolase activity.
AAAGAGGGGAGGGGAGUGAGGUGGUGAGAGAGAUAAGGUGGUGUCAUAAGCUUUCUUUCACUGUGAGUCUCUCAAAGAAAAAAACCAAAGGCAGAGAAAAGAGAUAACCAAACCCACAAUGGCAUCAACCUCACUCCUCAAGGCGUCUCCGGUGUUGGACAAAUCGGAAUGGGUCAAGGGACAAAGCGUUCUCUUCCGUCAGCCUUCUUCCGCCUCUGUUGUCCUCCGCAACCGUGCCACCUCCCUCACCGUCCGUGCUGCUUCCUCCUACGCCGAUGAGCUUGUUAAGACAGCGAAAACAAUUGCGUCUCCUGGACGCGGAAUCUUGGCGAUGGACGAAUCCAACGCGACUUGCGGGAAGCGUUUGGAUUCGAUAGGGCUAGAGAACACUGAAGCAAACCGUCAAGCUUUCCGGACUUUGCUCGUCUCUGCACCGGGACUCGGACAGUACAUCUCCGGCGCGAUCCUAUUUGAGGAGACUCUGUAUCAGUCUACCACCGAAGGCAAGAAAAUGGUCGACGUCCUCGUCGAGCAGAACAUCGUCCCUGGUAUCAAAGUUGACAAGGGUUUGGUGCCACUUGUUGGAUCCAACAAUGAGUCAUGGUGCCAAGGACUAGACGGUCUAGCCUCUCGAACUGCUGCUUACUACCAACAGGGUGCUCGUUUUGCCAAAUGGCGUACUGUCGUGAGCAUUCCCAACGGUCCAUCUGCUCUGGCCGUCAAAGAAGCUGCUUGGGGUCUUGCUAGAUACGCUGCUAUUUCACAGGACAGCGGCUUGGUUCCGAUUGUGGAGCCAGAGAUCUUGUUGGAUGGAGAACACGACAUUGACAGGACAUACGACGUGGCUGAGAAGGUUUGGUCUGAGGUUUUCUUCUACCUUGCUCAGAACAAUGUCAUGUUUGAAGGUAUCCUCCUGAAACCGAGCAUGGUUACUCCCGGAGCUGAGUGUAAAGACAGAGCUACUCCUGAACAAGUUUCCUCGUACACCCUUAAGCUCCUCCGCAACAGAGUCCCUCCCGCAGUCCCCGGAAUCAUGUUCUUGUCCGGAGGACAGUCGGAGGUGGAGGCAACACUCAACCUGAACGCGAUGAACCAGGCACCAAACCCAUGGCACGUGUCCUUCUCCUACGCACGUGCGUUGCAGAACACUUGCCUGAAAACAUGGGGAGGCAGACCCGAGAACGUGAACGCAGCUCAGACCACUCUCUUGGCCCGUGCCAAGGCGAAUUCGUUGGCUCAGCUCGGAAAAUACACCGGAGAAGGCGAGUCCGAAGAGGCUAAGGAGGGUAUGUUCGUCAAAGGCUACACCUACUGAAGAGAUGAUGCUGUGAAAAAAGAAAGAGAUGAAGCAGAUGUUUAAUCACAUUUGUUUUUGAGUUUGGUUGUUAUUAUCAUGUCAAAUCAUUAUUUGUUCUGCUUAAUUUGCAUUAGCUACUCCGAUCCUUUUAAUAAGUUCUAAUAUAUUGAAGUUAUCUAUCUAUCAAA